AUGAAAAAAUGUUAUGAAAAAUGUUUCCACUGAAAACAAACUAGUUUUUCUAAUAAUUAAUUUGUUUAAUAAAUUAAGCAAGUAUGAUUUAGUAAUAACAUUUGUGAUAAUCAAUACCACAAAUAUCAUAACUUUGCAUAUGACGCACUUUUUUUUUAUUUAUUUUAAAAAAAGAAUGUUGAGAGUUUUGCAUAUAUUUAAAUGCUUUGCAGUUUGCUCCACACAAAAUUGCACAGAAAUAAGCACAUGUCUAUGGCGGGACCACCCACAAGAAUUUGCACCCAAUACAAGGACAAAGAUAACUCUCUCGAGAGACACGGCACACCAUCGUUGUAAACUAUUUUCAUAUUUUCCUGAUCACAAAAAUAUUCCAGGAAACAAUCGCCAAGAAAAUUAAAAAAUUUGAAAGUUCCAUUACCGCCUGCUAUAGUCCAACGAAAUUCCACUUCUUUUUGGAAUUUUCUUCUUAUCCAAACAAGUAACCACACGGUAAGACCCUCACCACCACAUUUUCGUUUUAAUUCUCACCAAUCCCCCAACCCCAUCUCAGUUUCUGUCUUCUUCUGUUGUCUCUUUCUCAAAAUUCCAAUUUCACUUCACCUUGAAAUUUAUCACUGAAAUUCAAUUCAAAAGCUCAAAACUAAAAAAGUUUUUGGGAGAAUUGAUACAAAUCAGAGUCAUUAGCUUCAAUUCUUUGUAUGCAGACUCUGAUUUGAAUUCUGAGCACAGAGCCUCUUAUCCUUUCUUGAAUUAGAAACUGUUCGUUCGUUCAUGGUAUUAUAUGAAUUGGGGCAUUUCUUUUCUUUCUUUUUUUUUGGUAAAGAAUUUCAACCUUUAGUUCUGAACAAGAUUUCCCGCCAUUUCCAAUUUUGGUCGAUUAUUGAUUAAAUUAGUUUCGUUUCCAUUAAUAUGGAGAGAUUUAGUCAGAGAGAAAACAUUUUACUGGGUUAUAGCCCUCAAAGAGCUCUAGCAUACCAUAACUAUUCCCCCAAAAAGCGUUCACAACACUCAGCUAUUGAUUUUCAUGACGUGUUUGGUGGGCCACUGAGGCGGUCUUCGAAGCAGGAGAUGAGUUACAGUUUCUGUGAAACCAUGAAUUCUAGCAAAAAUUCAAUUGGGGUAGGGGAAAUGCCGGUAUUUGGGGAGGAAACGGUGAAUCGCAGGCGAUAUCCGAGUGAUGAUUUUUUUGAUGAUAUUUUCAAGGGAGAUGAGUCUUUGAGUUCACCAAGAAGGUCUGAUCGGGACCCUUUUGGCUCGUCAUCGCCUGGUUCACGGGUCUUAAGCACUGCUUGCCCUCUGCCACCUGCUCAAUUUCAAUUCAGCCUUCCUUCCAAAUUGACCAAAGCAACUGACGUUCCAGCAUUUGCUUCCAAUAAUCACAGUCCUUAUAAAUACAAGGAUCCCACUUCAAAUGGGGUAAGCUCUCCAUUGCCUAGACUUUCAAGUGAAGCUUUCAAGGAAGAGGAUCAGUUGAGAAAUGAGAUUCACUCAUCUAAUCGCCAUAGCCCUUUGUCCCAUGAAUAUUCUCUUAGCACCAAGGAGCCAUCAUACAUGACCAAAUCUGAUGCAUUAGAGUCAGCAGACACUGGAGGUGACAUGAAAAAGGAUUUGAAAAGCACAGAAGCUCCAAGCAAUAGCAGCCAGUUUCACUUUUCUAUAUACAGAUGGGCAAGCAAAGGGGUACCACUGUUGAUGCCUCGUAGGAGAGGCUAUAGUCCAAAAUCAAAAGAGAAGGUUAAAACUGAAAGAUGCUUAAGCUCUAAUGGAAGGAUUGAAAGUGACAAUAUGGCUAGUGGAUUGUCAGCUAAUGAGUCCCCUAACACUGAAGGUAGGAAUCAAGAUGAAAGCUUAUGUCUUAAAACAAGCAUUGAAGAUAGGGUUGAACCUUUCCAUAUUGCUCUGGAAGCUGUUCUUUCCAUGCCAGGAUCAAAAUUCAUCAACAACAUUCCAGAUAUUGUUGAAACUGUAACUGAUGAUGCUAUCUCGAGUGACAAAAGAGAAGACAUAAAACCUCCUCAUUCUGUUUCUGACAUAGGUUUGUGUGCAAAUACAGAAAAACAAGUUGAUAUGAGUAUGCAUGAAGUUCAGAAAUCUGAGUUGAAGCCUCUGCGCUCUUUUCUCAUUGAGGAGCAAGGCAAUGGCGAGAUAACUAGAAAGUCUGAAGCCAAAGACCGCAUUGUGAAAGAGACUACAGUAUCUCACUCAAAUGCUCGCGUCAGUAAAAAUGUAAAGAAACGCGAUGAGAAAAGAAUUCAUUCAAAUAGAGCAGAAGUAAUUCAAGUGAAUGAACCUCUCUCACAAGGUGCAGGCAGAACAUCUGGAGAUAAUAUUGGGAGAAAUGGACUUGGGGGAAAGGUUAAAGAAUUUGUCAAAAUUUUCAACCAAGAAGGUACUUCAAAACCCAAAAUUGACACUGAAACUCGAAGAUGGAGAGGCACGGGCACAGACACUUGUGGAGCAGAUAAUGAAGGAAGUGCUAACACAACCCAAACAAAUGGAAAAAAACAUGUUCAUAACGCGAACAAGGUGAAAACACCACCAAAUGCUUCCAUCAUGGUAGACAAAAAUCUUGCAGGGUCUGAGAAACAGCAGUCCCACACAAAGACUACUGUCUUUUGUGUUAGUGACAAUUCUUUUGGUCAGAAAGAUGCCUCAAAAGCAAGUUCUGAGUCAAGUCCUGAUGGUUCUAAGGUUACAGUUGGAAACAUAGAUGAUCUCUUCCAAGAGAACUUCAUGAUAAAAGAAUUAUCUAAUGACGAAGACAAACCUCCAAACAUUGGGGAAGAUUACGAGGAUAUCCAUCAGAUUUCAGAUGCCAAAAUUUGGCAAUGGUCGAAUGGGAAAGAAGGAAACAUCCGUUCGCUGCUGUCAACUUUACAAUUUGUUCUUUGGCCUGGGAGUGGUUGGAAGCCUGUGCCGCUUGUUGAUAUAAUUGAAGGAAGUGCAGUGAAGAGAGCAUAUCAAAAAGCUUUACUCUGUCUACACCCAGAUAAGCUACAGCAGAAGGGUGUUGCUUCUCACCAAAAAUAUAUUGCAGAAAAAGUUUUUGAUAUUUUGCAGGAGGCAUGGGACCAAUUCAAUUCACUUAGUGCAAUAUGAUUAUUCAAUGCUCCGAUAGCAACAUGCCAUUUGAAGAGGACUAUGAUCGUGCGUGGUGUUAUUGGCAAGUGCACAUGUAAAUAUCAUUUUGAAUAUUCUGCAUAGAUAUAAACAAUUUAUUCUAUAGGGCAUUCACAAGCAUAAUCUUGUGAGUACUAGAAAAGUGAGGAAAACACUUCCCCCCAUACUUCUUAUGGUGAAUUGAAGUUGAUGCACCAUAAGAAAAGCAAAAUUAUAAAUACAUUGUUAUAAAGUUCUCUGGAAAGAAAUUUGGCGGACUUUGGCAUCUUGGAUCAUUGUGUGUUGGUUGAUCGGUAACUGGGAACAGUCACAGGAGAGGACUUGGGCAUUGGGAUGACAGAUUAAUAAGUAUUCUUUCAAAGCUUUGUAAGAAAAUAUGUGUGGAAUAUGCAGUUAAAUGAAUUUUAGGAGUUUCUUGCUCUAAAAGCAUACUGAAA
This is a messenger RNA of Camellia sinensis, 3557 nucleotides long. Its product is annotated as J domain-containing protein required for chloroplast accumulation response 1. Gene Ontology annotation, biological process: clathrin-dependent endocytosis; clathrin coat disassembly. Gene Ontology annotation, molecular function: clathrin binding. NCBI's taxonomy places the organism in Eukaryota, Viridiplantae, Streptophyta, Magnoliopsida, Ericales, Theaceae. The record is from RefSeq and is a predicted model, not a curated record. Gene Ontology annotation, cellular component: intracellular membrane-bounded organelle; vesicle; cytoplasm.